GUACGUCACUUGUCGCGUGCGAUUUAAAUCUCCGUGUCGAGAUCCGGAAUUGCCGUCGUCGUGAAAAUGGGCAAGACGAGAGGCGUGCACGAGACUACUCCGGAGUUGAGGAACCGGAUGGUGGGAAUGUAUGAGGCGGGUCUGGGUCUGCGAGAAAUCGCCGCUGCCGUCAAUUGUUCGCAACGCACAGUGAAAAGGUGGCUGAAUAGAUUCGAUAAGGAAGGCACUGUGGAGACACGGGAGCGGUGUGGUCGCAAAAGAGCCACUACCACAGAACAGGAUGAGGCGAUCAUUCGUCUCGCUACACAAACGCCUAUAACAGCAGCUAAAGCAGUGCUUCCUGCACUAGGACUCACCUGUUCGGUGGAUACUGUAAGAGAGAGGCUGCAUAAAGCCGGGAUUCACAACUGGAGUCCUUCACGCAAAUACAUGCAGAGGAUUCCGCUGGGCAGUGAUGCCGAUGGCGCAGCGAUUCAGCAGGCAGUUUGGCGGCCGACUGGCACUCAGUUAGGCAAGAAGAAAACCCCGAAGGACUCGAACAAGUCAGAGAAAAACAGUGCCGUGGUUAAGAAGAAGAAUCCACCAAAGAAAGUCAGAGUUCGAGACCUGUACGUCGGUGACGGCGCUCCGGCUGAUAGUCUAAAGUCUAAUCAGAACGCUGAGCAGCAGCAGCAGCAACAACAACAACAGCAACAUCAGCAACAACCGCAAAGUUUCGUAUUUCCUCAGCAGAAUCUCCCUCCACCUCCUCCCGCUCCUCAGGCGGAGAUGCAGCCGCCCACACAGCCACUGCCGACGACCCAGACGGAGUUCGGUAACGCGUUGAGUUUAGUGCAGCAACCACAGCCCAUCUACCAACAUCCGGGGCUGAAUAUUGUACAGAACUGGCCGCUGGACCUAGUGCAAGGCAGUCAUCAUUACCCACAGGGACAACCAAAUCCGAUACCUCACGAACAACCUCCGCCGCAACAGCAGCUGCAGGAGUUGCACACGCAGCAAGAGCAGCAGCAGCAACAGCAACAGCAACAACAGCAGCAUCAUGCACAGCAAGUGCAGCAACAAGUCCAGCAGCACGUACAGACGCAGGUGCAAUCGCGUUUGCAGAGCCAGCCGCAUCAGCAGAAUACUCAGUCUCACCAUCACAAUCUUGACCAAACGCAGCUGCAAGCGGUGGAGCAUCAGGUGCAACAGCAGCAGCAGCAGCAGCAGCAGUCGCACUUGCAGUCUAACAUACCUAGUCCGGAGGCGAGCGCGAACAUAGGUUCGGAGAAUUCGAAUACUUGCAGUUCCAAUGAGAACAGCCAAUCGUCCUGUGAGGGACAGCAGAGCAAGGGAUCGUCGUCGAGGAAGAUCAGAGGCGGCAAAUCGGAGACGGAACGGCAGAAAAAGAAAAAAAAAGGCGGCAAGGCGAAGGGGACGCUAGAGACCAGCGUGGAGAUCAGGAAUCGCAUGAUCGGAAUGUCAGAGGCCGGACUGUCCACCUUGUCCAUCGCGCUGGCGAUAGAUAGAUCGGAACGUACUGUUAAAAGAUGGCUAGAACGUUGGCAUAAGGAAGGCAAUGUACAGACGAAGGAACGAAAAGGCCGACGUCGAAUCACCACCAAGGAGCAGGAUGAGGCAAUCGUUGCGAUGGCGACGCAGCAUCCUCUCACUGCGGCGAAAUACGUAGCGCCCGCGCUAGGUUUGAAGUGCAGCGUGGAUACGAUUAGAGAGAGGCUUCACAAGGCCGGCAUACACAGCUGGAAAUUAGGAAAGAAACAAGGGGAAGGAAAUGCAGUCCACACUGUUCACCUGUGGCAGCCGAGCGGGAACCGACCCAACAAGCCGAAAAUGCCCGGAGACAAGAAGAAGAAGGGCACCGGCGGUAAGAAACGCGAUUCGACGACGAACAGCGGUCAAAAACAACGUAUUGUGCGGAAAAAGAAAAACGAUUCAGCACCGCUAAAGACGACUCCACCUCCGGCAAACAUGAUGCCAGAACAGCCCACGUUGUCAUUCCAUAAUCCUGGAACCAUGACGAAUUACGUCUCCGGUCCUAACAUAAUGCAGCCGGUGCACAAUCUCAGCGCACCGCCGCCAACACUGCCGCAACCGCAACCACCUCCGCCACCGGCGCCGCAGCCGAUGCAGCCGAUGGGUCCGAUGAUGCAGCAGAGGCCGGACUGCAGACUAGCGCAGAGUAUAGUUCCACCAGUAUCAGGUCCUAGCAAUUCCGGAGUCGCCUAUCCGUCGUGCAUGGUUGGGAACAGCGGUCACACCGGUCACAUGGAACAGACGGACCCGCUCAACUAUGAACCGUACAUCUGGAGUUUCUAAAUGUCGAUUAGAACGACAUAUCGUCUCGUGCAGACAGUAUGAACUGUUUCACAUCAUGAUUCUUGUGUGAUCUGACUUACGCGUAA
Molecule: messenger RNA, 2402 nt
Organism: Harpegnathos saltator (Jerdon's jumping ant)
Lineage: Eukaryota; Metazoa; Arthropoda; Insecta; Hymenoptera; Formicidae
Product: histone-lysine N-methyltransferase 2D
Exons: 7
Coding region: 67-2316 (749 amino acids)
Source: RefSeq, a predicted model, not a curated record